AUGGAGCAACAAGGGUCACCAGCUUCCCAAUUCUUCCAGUCUCCAGCCGACUCUCUCAUGUCAGCUCCCGAAGACGCCUACACAUCACUCUUCUCCGCUACCACCCCUAGCGCAGCCUCAACAGUGAACCCCAUGGACAUGUUGACACCAAAGUCAUACAACGAUGACUCUCUACUACCAAUGAUCAAGCAGGAGGAGGGCGUUGUAUCAACACCAUCCCCUUCUCCAGCCCCUGAGAAGAAGACAACCAAGAAGAGAAAGUCAUGGGGCCAAGUCCUUCCCGAGCCCAAGACAAACCUCCCUCCUAGAAAGCGAGCAAAGACCGCUGAUGAAAAGGAGCAACGCCGAGUUGAGCGCGUUCUACGGAACCGUCGCGCGGCUCAGUCCUCCCGUGAACGCAAGAGGCAGGAGGUUGAGCAGCUCGAGAAGAGGAACAAGGACCUCGAGGCUGCCAUUCAACAGGCUGAGCAGAUGAACGCCAGGCUCAUGGAUGAGCUUGCACAGAUGCGAAAGGCCAGUGGUCUUCCCCCUCUGUCCCAGGAGCUCUUCAGCCCCCAAACCACACACCAGCCAGCGGAGACCAUGGUAUCUCCCAACGCCACUGUCGACCCAAUGGCACUAUCCCCCUGUCUAUCACCCGUCCCCGAAGAAUCUGAAGAGACCCUCCAUCAGGAGCCGGCCAACGAGACAACCCUGGAACAGUCUGAAAACACCUCUCCCGACCUGACACAACGUCCUGCUGCGAUGUUGUCCGACCUGCAGUGUCACAUGUCGGCGGAGGUGUCGAAGAUGUUCCUGUCCCAGUCACCCACAACCUUGACUCAGCCAACAUUGGCCUGGCUCCUGCCACUUCAGAUGACACUCUUUUCAGCUGUGGCGGUUCUGAAUUUCUGUCAACGUCCCUUGACACAGAUCGCUAUCUCAUUGAAAACGGGCAUCUCUCUUCACCCUUCUCCUCAGCUACUGACGAGCCUUAUCUGGACUUUGACACGUCUUCGUUCACCCUCGACAACAGCUUCAACGACGAAUUGUACAACACCUUCAUCAACGACACGGACAACGGCAUCUCGGUGGAGCUCCAGAAGCCGACCGACGACGCCGCUGCGAUCCUCAGCGACGAGUUCCGCAUCUACGAACUUGAGAAUCAAGUCUCUUCGGAAAAUCCUAUCCAGCAGCCCCUCCCUGGCGCGUCCUCUCAUGGAUGCGACGUUGGUGGCAUUGCGGUUGGUGUCUGAGGGAUGCGAUUCCAGGGUCGAGGAUGCGGAGCGCGAGACUGAGGAUUCGCGCGGCCAAGACGAGUUGGUAAGGUGCUUAUCCGAGAUUACUUUGCCGUCGCGUGAACUGUUGGUGACACUCCUCUGGGCACUUCGCUUAGAGGAGGCCCGAAUUCAGCGUGAAGCUGGCGAGGUUCUCGACCCUGAGACUCGCUCCCCACUACGUGUACAUCAACCGAGCAAGAAGGCUGCUUUGUCAGUGAUAUUGGAGGAAGAGAACAAUCGGGUACAGACAUUAUGA
This is a messenger RNA of Fusarium proliferatum ET1, 1515 nucleotides long. RefSeq lists its product as uncharacterized. Gene Ontology annotation, molecular function: DNA-binding transcription factor activity, RNA polymerase II-specific. Lineage: Eukaryota; Fungi; Ascomycota; Sordariomycetes; Hypocreales; Nectriaceae. Gene Ontology annotation, biological process: positive regulation of transcription by RNA polymerase II. The transcript is spliced from 2 exons. The record is from RefSeq and is a predicted model, not a curated record. Bases 1 to 1515 code for a protein of 504 amino acids.